AUGAGUGUUGAUGAAUUGAUGAGACAUCAGAUCCAUUGGUUGAUUCUCUUCCCUGAAGACGACGAAAACAACAACAACAAUUAUCCAUGCACGUUGUUCAAUCCAGAGGAAAGAGACAAACGUUACAAGACACAAGAUCUUGGUUUGGAGUUUGCAAAGAGUUUUUGUAUAUCGACCUAUGGAAGCUGGCUCUUGAUGCGACACCCUCUACGUAGUCUCUACGUUGUGAAUCUCUUUACCAACGAGAGAAUCAAUCUACCUUCCGUGGAGUCACAGCUUGGAAUGGUAAAGGUCGAGCGAACCCUAGAUGGUUAUGAGUUACGUACUACAAGUCCCAACGAAAAGGUGUACAAAGGUAUUAGUAUACGAACCCCUGUGUUUUGGAUUGAUGAGAGAACCAACGAUUAUGUUGUUAUAUGGGGACUUCGAGACUUGUGUGUUGUUUAUUCAAAGAAGAGAGACACCUCCUGGACUCAACUUCCCAAAACCGCAGGCUGUGUUGACGUGGUUUACAAGGAAUCCAAGCUUUACUUCUUAGGCUUGUCUGGUUGUUUCUUAAUCUUUGAUUUAUCUGGAGAGACUCCACAACAAAUCUUUCAGAGCAACUCCAAUGAUUCAUCCAUUGCUUCCCUAUUCGCCAAAUCAAACUGUCUCCUACACACCAGCUAUCGCAUGAAUUCCCGAGACCCAAGAGUCCUGGUUACUUUGUUCUCCCCUCUCCUGGUUACUUUGUUCAACCCAUUCAUCCUCACUCAGCCAAAAGAACAUAACAGUUCUAAAAGUGUCAUAUUACAGUGCGGUGUUAUUGUGGAAAGACUACGUUUAGGUCUUGUUGUUCCGACAAAACUUGUAGUCACGGUGACAGGAGAAGUCUUCAAGGUUGAAAAAUGGUGGAGGCCGAGGUCUGAAACCUGGUCCUUCAGGGUUAUCAAGCUUUGUUCACUAGGAUUCCUGAGGAUGAGGAAUCACCAACUCGUUGGUUCUUUGGGAGACGAGUCAAUGCUUUUGGAUCAAGGCAUCACUGUGCUCGGCAAUGACGGAUUCAUUAGAGAUUCCAUCUAUUUCAGUGUUAAAAGGGAUAACACAAGUUCUAUCUUUGUUUUUAAUCUCAAGACAAAGAAGACAGAGCCGCUGCACAACUUUGAUUGUUCUUACCAAGGUUUACGCAAACAUGAUGGAUACCAACUACGUUAUUGA
Messenger RNA from Brassica oleracea var. oleracea, 1197 nucleotides. RefSeq names its product probable F-box protein At4g22165. The record is from RefSeq and is a predicted model, not a curated record. NCBI's taxonomy places the organism in Eukaryota, Viridiplantae, Streptophyta, Magnoliopsida, Brassicales, Brassicaceae. The coding region runs from base 1 to 1197 and encodes 398 amino acids. The transcript has 6 exons.